Molecule: messenger RNA, 3112 nt
Organism: Bactrocera neohumeralis
Lineage: Eukaryota; Metazoa; Arthropoda; Insecta; Diptera; Tephritidae
Gene: Arl5
Product: ADP-ribosylation factor-like protein 5B
Exons: 6
Coding region: 849-1388 (179 amino acids)
Biological process (GO): intracellular protein transport; protein localization to Golgi membrane; vesicle-mediated transport
Cellular component (GO): trans-Golgi network; cytoplasm
Molecular function (GO): GTPase activity; GTP binding
Source: RefSeq, a predicted model, not a curated record
AUUUAAUUAGCUUUAUUUUCUCUAUAUAAAUUUAUUUUUUUGUCAUAUUGGGAGCCUUUCGAAGAUGUUAAGAAAAAAAUUAUUUUGAAUAUGCGAAUAGUGUUUAACAAAACGAAAAAUGGAAAGCUUGUGUCGAUACAUUUUCGAAUAAAAAGUGAGACUUCAUAGCCAAUAGCGCAAAGGUUUUUUGGUUCAAAAAAUGGUUCGAUUACCAGAGGAUUGUGAUUAACAGUGAAAGUUUAUACCUGCGGAAAAAACGGAAUAUAAAACAAAGCUUGUUUUUGACUGCGUAACUUUAUGCGAACUGCAUUAAAGUAUGGUGUGGCUGUUGCUAAAAUUACUACACUUUCCUAGACAUAACGGUGACAACGAAUAGCUGUAUAUUUCUUCUACUUAUUUCCUUCUUUAAUUUGUUACUGCCAUUUUAUAAUACUCAAUGCUAAACGUAGCUUUUUUGUUAUUUGGUAGUCGUUUAUUAUUUGUGAGAGCUGGUUGCAAUUUAGCUCAAUUUACGUCAUUAUAUUGAGCGGAAAGUGAACGGAAUUGCGAACGAUCGCACCAUCGCCAACAGUUGGUCUACGCACCACCGGUACCAUACCACUGCCCCUACAAGUGAUUGGCCAAAAACUUGUUAAGCUGUUACUUUUAUUGUAACUGAUUUUUUUUUUUUGGUGAUAAAUAUAUUUUUUGUGUAUAUUUUGUAAUCAAUAUUUCUACUGAAUACGUGUAAAUACUUGUUUUUCAAAAUAGUGUACAGCAAAUAGUGUAAAAGUGAAGUGGAGCUACGGGUUAGAAACUACAGUUAAUCAAUUUAGUUCUAAAAACGGAUAACGCCAGCUAACAACAAAAUGGGACUUUUAAUUUCAAAAUUAUGGAGCAUGUUUGGCAAUGAAGAGCACAAAUUAGUGAUGGUUGGCUUGGAUAAUGCUGGCAAAACCACAAUACUCUAUCAAUUCCUUAUGAAUGAAGUCGUACACACCAGCCCCACAAUCGGCUCCAACGUGGAGGAGGUGGUGUGGCGGAAUAUACACUUUCUGGUGUGGGACCUGGGCGGACAGCAGAGUUUGCGCGCCGCCUGGAGCACUUAUUAUACAAACACAGAGUUUAUUAUUAUGGUCAUCGAUUCGACGGAUCGCGAACGCUUGGCUGUUACGCGCGAGGAACUGUAUCGUAUGCUGCAGCAUGAAGACCUCUGCAAAGCCAGUCUAUUAGUUUAUGCAAAUAAACAGGAUCUCAAGGGUGCUAUGUCAGCCGCGGAAAUUUCACGUCAAUUGGAUUUAACCUCGAUUAAGAAACAUCAAUGGCAUAUACAGGCGUGUUGCGCGCUCACCGGCGAGGGGCUUUAUCAGGGGCUCGAGUGGAUCGUGCAGCGCAUCAAAAAGAAAUGACAGACGUCAAAUAUGGACUGCGAUAGUAUAUAGCUAAUUAAAUAAUACAAUUUUAUAUAUGUAUGUAUGUAUGUAAAGAAUCUUUAUGAUAACAAAAUGUAAAAAAAAAUAAGAGAAAAUAGAAAAUAGAAAAUAACAAAACAAAAAAAAAAAGGAAAAUUUAACAUACAUUAUAUAAAAGCGCAUAGGUUAAUAAUUUUUUUUCUUUCAAAUAAGUUUAUAUAAAAAAUUAUUAUUUUUUUUUUUCAAAUAAGUUUAUAUAAAAAAGUUAAUAUAACUGUUUGUAUAUUAAAAAUAAAGUUUUUGUGAGCGUAGCCUUAACUAUUUGUAGGCUGCAAGCAGACAGCGUUGCAUAAAGUUUAACGGAAAUUGAUAACGACAAACGCUUUAGCGGCGCGUGACUGCGCUGCAAGCGCUGAGUUUAGUUUAAGUAAGUUUAAGUUGCAAAACAUAUAAACCAAUUGUUACCAAUUUGUGCGUUAGAUAAAAUUUUCAAAAUUCGCGCUUCUCAAUUUAUAGUUUAUAAUUACAUUUGGGAUGCUUAAAAUAAAUUAAGAAAUUUUUCAAAUUCCAUUUUGAGAUUUCUCUAUUUUUAAUUGUUAACAAUUCACCGGCGCUACCGAUUAUAUUUAAUGAAUGAGUGAUUUAGUGCUGAAUACAAUGCGGCAGCUAUUAUAUAAAAUGUAUGAAAUCCAUAUACGCAUGCAUGUAUGUGUACAAAAACAACAAAUUAUGUAGCGGCACGCCUGUUAGACGAACAGUAGAGCCGUUGUAAUGGUUCUUAGUGCCAGCGUGUUUGAUUUAUAAAACGUUUGCAUGUAUUGUAUUUAAAGAAAAUUGAAUCUUCCAUUAAAUAAUUAUAAACAUUAUGUUAAAUAUUGAGAUAGUACAUAUAUAAACAUAUAAAUAAAUAUGUGUAAGUGUAGUAACACUAAACUGAGCGUGUGCACAACGCACUCGUUACAAUUACACAAACAUAUAUGUAUGUUUUUUUUCAAUAAUUGUGUAGCAGCAGUGUUGUACAACUAAUUUGCCUACAUACAAACAUACAUAUCGUCAACUAAAAUGCAAAACAACGCAACGUCAAAAAUCGAAAUUGAGUUUUUUAUUGCUUACGAUUCAUAACAUAUAUGUAGCAUUAAAUUCAUCAGCUUUUGUCAGACAUAACCAAUAUGUAACCGUUGUAUAACCACUAUAUAACCAAUAUAUAACCACUUUAUAACCAAAACUCAAAUUUUGUUUCAGUUUGAAUGGUUUCUAUUUUAUCGUUUUUCCUUCGGCUGCCAACUUAUGAAUGUCCCGUUAUUUUGCAUUUUAGUUGACGUUAUGUAUUUACAGUAAUAAUUAUAAACCAGCAUUCUACAUACAUACAUUCGCCUGCUGCGUUUAGUAAAUCAGUAAUAGUAACGAAAAAGUAAUCAAUAGUGAGCGCUUAUUAAACGAAAUGUAUUUAAAAAUAUUUCUAAAGCAACGAAGUUAGAGCUGCUCACUUGCUUGCUCUUUGCCACCGUGUAGUAACUUUAUGUAUAGUCUUUUACAUAGGGAAACAGUGAGAUUUACUUAGCACAGAGAUGUCAUUUGCCAAAAUAUAACAACAAAUUAAACAUAAAAUUAAAUGAAAUCAAUAAAUAAUAUGUCUAUUUGUAAGUAAGUUUAACCAAAUUAAGCGAUUUUUAAGAGAAAAGUUAUGCUAACGCAAUAAAUAAAAACAAAAAUUAAUUUUA